AUGUCAGAUGUCUCCAACCUGUGGUGCAAAUUUUACUCGAAUAUAGUUGAUACUGGUCACAUUGUCAUUUUGAUUUCGAUUGCGGUGCGCACGGGUUUGGGCUGUGUACAAUCGCAUGCUAUUAGCGAGAUUGAUUUGGCUGCAAAUUUUGCAAUUUACGCUGCGUUGGAUGUUCCAAAGUCGAGUUCUUAUAUCACCACGACAAAACUUGGCGGCUUAAAUAUCAAUGCGCCAAUUGAGCAAAAUCUUGAUCUGAAACAUCGCCCUUCAUGCUUUAAAAUCCAUGCACUUCUCUUUCUGCAAAUUAAGCUUGCCGAGCCAAUUCCGUGUCUCACACAAAUUACCAUUUUCAGCCCCUGGCAAAAAUUUGUGUUAUCGUGA
Messenger RNA from Plasmopara halstedii, 381 nucleotides. RefSeq lists its product as uncharacterized. The record is from RefSeq and is a predicted model, not a curated record. The transcript has 2 exons. NCBI's taxonomy places the organism in Eukaryota, Oomycota, Peronosporomycetes, Peronosporales, Peronosporaceae. Bases 1 to 381 code for a protein of 126 amino acids.